AUGGCGGCCUUUAGCAGCGCGCGAUCUCCGAGACUCGUCUUUUUGAGCGCCGGCGUGGCUUUUGCGCUGCUUGUGCUGGUGUACUAUGUCACCUCCUCCGGCGUAUGGCAGGCGACCACCACAUCAUAUCGAGGAUCCGUCGCGACGACAAGCUCCCUUCCUCUUUCCUCUCCGAACCCCUCUCUCCCACCCCCCGAUCCCUCCGAAGGCGAGCGGAUCCUCCUGGCCAAACAAUACUUGAAGCAUAUUGCUCGCCCAUCCAUCCCCGUCGCUCAACCCCGAGUCACCCUCUUCGGCGCGCAAACAUGGGAAUUGCCUCCACUUUGGGAGCCGCAAUGGAAGGCGGGACAACGAGAUGGCUUGUGUAUCAUGGAUUUGGACAAUCGACUGUUCAAUGAAAGUGGGCAGAUUUGGGGCAAGAAACCCAUGUCAUGGGAUCGGCCGGAGCAAGUGCAUGGUUUGUCGUUGGGGAUUUUGAAUCACUGGUUGUAUGCGAAGAUUCAUGGAUACAAAUACUACUACGUCGAUAUUGACGAGUUCACCGACCGACGGGCUUCUUGGAAGAAGCCGGUCAUCAUGCCGGAAUUGCUCAAGCGGCAUGAAACGUGCAUCUUCAUCGACUCGGACGCCGUCUUCACCCACCUCACAAUCCCCUUUGAGUGGCUGAUGAAUUACUGGUCGAUUGAUCCUGAGAAGCAUUCCCUCACUCUCGCUAUCGAUCCUGAUCUUCCAUGGAACAAGGACAAGUUUAAUAAGACGUACGUCAAUACUGGAUUUAUCGUCGCGCAAAACAAUGAGCGAACGUUUGAAAUCAUGGACGAGUGGAGGGUUUGUCCGGAUGACGGCGGCAGACAUCCCAAUUGCACGGACUUCAAGACUGCGGACCCGGGACAUGUGACGGAUCAGGGUGGGUUUGGGACGUAUAUCCGGUAUGACUACAAGGAGAAUGUCAAGGAAUUGUCGUGUGAUGAUGCGAAUGGGUUUCCAGAGAGUGAGACGGAAUGUAAGGGGACCUUUCUUCGACAUUUGUGGACGGGCAAGGAUACGUGGAUUAAGCGGACGGUGGGAGAGCAGAUUCCGGGAGAUUUGUUGCAAGCAUUUCAUGAAUGGUUUUUGAGGGAGAGGGAGGAGUUUUGGAUUACUGAGAAGGAGUUGAUGGAGAGUGCGUGA
Ramularia collo-cygni is the source of this 1170-nucleotide messenger RNA. RefSeq lists its product as uncharacterized. The coding region runs from base 1 to 1170 and encodes 389 amino acids. The record is from RefSeq and is a predicted model, not a curated record. NCBI's taxonomy places the organism in Eukaryota, Fungi, Ascomycota, Dothideomycetes, Mycosphaerellales, Mycosphaerellaceae. Gene Ontology annotation, biological process: protein N-linked glycosylation. Gene Ontology annotation, cellular component: Golgi membrane. Gene Ontology annotation, molecular function: glycosyltransferase activity. The transcript has a single exon.